AUGGGUUGGUGGUCAUUAGGUCCCGAAGAUGAAGAAGAAAUGAUGGACAUGCCUCCCCCACCCCCGUCGCGACGGGCCCGUGGAGGUGCUGGGCGUGUUCCAGGAGGACGAGGUGGAGCCGGACGUGUUCCCCCCGAACGACCAUCUAGAGAAAAGAAGCGUAGCUCUUCCCCAGGAAAGUCCAAGAGGAAAAAGAGCCCAGAGAAGAAGAAGUCCAAGGUUGUGGUUGCCGCACCCGAGGAAGAAGAACCCAAUCUCUUCGCUUCUAUUGGUCGCAUGGUGAGCAGUGGCACUGCACCCAGACAAUCUAGUGAUGCUUCAACUAUUGGAACUGCGAAGUACCCAGGAGCCAAUGGAGUCCCCGUCAGGGCCUCUUCCAACGCUAACGAAGCAGCUCGCCGUGCCAACGAGAUGGCCAACGCUAUGGCCUGGUUGACCAACCCCGCCGCUGCUGGCGCCGAAGAAGAAGAGCCAGAGCCAGAAGCUGGAGCCGAUCUAUUCGGAGAUGCUGGAAAUUGGUGGGAAUCUGAAUUCGAUGCCGACGAGGCCGACGAUAUGUCUCUUUUCUCCAAUAACUCUUCCCUUCAAACUGAGGAUAUGCCCGAUCUCAUGGCCCUUCUAAUGCAUCGUCAAGAUGAGACAGAGAAUGAGAAGAGCAAGAAAAAGGCCAGCAAGGCUGAAGCUCGAAAGGCUGAGUACCAACAGGCUGAGCAGGCCAAAUCCAAGGCUGAGGCCAAAUCCAAGGCUGAGGCCAAGAAGAAGGCUGAGGCCAAGAAGAAGGCUGCCGCCAAGAAGAAAGCUGAGGCCAAGAAGAAAGCUGAGGCCAAGAAGAAGGCCGCCAAGAAAGCUGCUAAGAAGGCCGCCAAGGAACAAGAAGUCGACGAGUCCGAAUCGGAGCCCGCAAUGGAAGAAGAAACUUACGAUCCAAUUGCUGCUUUGGCUUACGAUGAUGACGAAGAGGAACCCCGCACAAAGGAACUCAGUGACACCUUGAAGUGGUGGUCUACCUACAAUGAAGAUGAUGUUGAGAAGGCUACCGAAGACUUUGACGAUCUGGACUCCAUGAAGAAGGUUGUCGGAUGGUGGUCUUCCAACGAGGACUAUAGGCCUCCUAGCGACAAGAAGUUCAACGCUGACACCAAGAAGGCAAUGAAGGUCAACAAGGCCUUCGACGCCUACAAGGUCGAAUCCAAGGAGCUUUCUGCAGAAAAGAAAGCCAAGGAACUUGAAUCCUCUCUCAAGUGGUUGCAAGAUAGUACCACCAAGUAUACUGAGGAUGCUGCCGAAUUCGAAUACAACCAAGGAACCUUCAAGAAGGUCAAUGAUCUAUUUGGACAAUGGACUCCAAAGGGAGUUCCAUCUCUUGAUUGGGAAAGCUAUGAUCCCAGAGAAGACCCCAAGGACGCUGAAUCGCGUGCGAAGGACUUGAAGGGAUCUCUCAGUCUCGUCUUGAGUGGUGCAUUCGACACUAAUCAUCCCAACUACAACUGUGCCGCGAUCAACCGAAUGAAGGAUCUCUUUGCCGACUGGAAGUUGAAGGAAAACGAUGGAGUCGAGGAAUUGGACGAUGCUCUUAGCUGGUGGAAACUCAAUGCUAUCAAGUACGACCCUCUCACCGCUUCCGCCGAUGAAACCGACAUGUAUCUCAAGUCCAAGAAGAUGCUUGCGAUGUUCGGGCUAAAGGAAGGCGACGAAUGGAACAAGCGCAACCAAGAGAUUGAAGAAGCUAUGUCUUUGUGGAAAAAGUACAAGGGAAAAUCUUUGGACGACCUUGAUGAGCCCACUGUUGGAAAGAUGAAGAAGGUCAAGGAUGCUCUUCUACAAAUCAAGCGUGAUUCCCUUGGCAUGUCUGAUAUGAAGUACAUGGCCAAGGAAAUGGAUGAUGCCCUAGACUGGUACCUCGACAAGGGUUACAAGAUCGAGGAUUUGUCGAAGGUCAACAAGAAGUACAGGUCCAGCUUCAAGAAGGCACAAGCUCUCAUGGGUCUCUGGGGAAAGAAGGCCGAUCCUUCUCCCGAUCAACUCAAGGAGAUCGCGGAGUCUCUCAUCUCUCUUCGCCGCAACAAGUACAAUCCAGAGAUUUUCGACAAGUUCGACGGAGAAGAAGGAGCUAAGUACCAACGACUCCAAGAAGCAAUGAUUGAUUGGAGACUGAAGGGAGCCGAAUCCGAUACCAUCACCUCUGAUGAAGGCGAGGCUCUUGCCCGUGGAAUUGAGAAUGCAAUGGAUUGGUGGGUUGCCAACGGAGAGAACUUUGACUUUGAAACUGCUGACAAGGAGCAAAUCUUCAUGGCUCAAAUGGUCAAGAGCACCUUGGAAAUGUGGAUCCCAUUGGGUCCGGACGAUGCUUUCACCUACAAGAAGUCAAGAGAUGCAGUGGAUGAGAUCAAGGAAGUUCUCGCCCUCUACCGUGAUAAUGGCAAAAACUUUGAUGUUGCUAGUUUGAAGGUCAAGUCUGGAGAGAGAGCUUCUCUUUUGAAAUUGAAGGAUGCUAUGUUGCAAUGGCGCAGAGGAAAUGCCACCAUCAUUUCCGAAGUAGAAUCCGAGCAAACUGUCAAGGAGAUGAUCAACGCCAUGAACUGGUGGAAGAAGAAGGGCAAGGACUACGAUGUUGUCGCCGACCGUAUGGAGACUGUUCCAGUUAUGCUCCGCCACAAGGAAGCUACCAACGCGCUUGAAGAAUUCCACGAGGACUUUGGUGCUCCUAACCAAACUCCAUUCAAGUGUCUUUCCCGCAAGGAACAAAAGAAGGUCGUCAAGGAACUUGACGAAUCUGUUUCUUGGUGGAAGCGAUCUGGAAAGAAGAUUGAUACCACUCAAGCUGAAGAGGACUUCGAGAUGUUUGGGAAGGCUCAUCGCCUCAGCCAAAUGUGGUCCAAGGCCAACAUGACUGAAGACGAACGCGAGAAGUUGUGUGAGGAGAUCAGUGCUGAUAUCAACUGGUUACGCAAGAAGAGCAAGUCUAUGGACCUUGACUCUGUGCCCGGGGACAAACCCAAGAUGUUGCGAGAGCUAUUCAAGACCUGGGACAGCCCAAUUGAGCGCACUGCAAAGGCAACCGCCAAGGACAUCGAGGGUGCUAUCUCUUGGUGGCGAGGCAAUGGUUUCGAACCUGAAGCAACCAGUUCAAUCCGUUCUGACAAUGAGAAGAUUGAAAAGCUUGUUCGCAUGGUUCACCAAUAUGCUGACUUCAAGAACAAAGAAUCAUCCGAUCUAUCGGACAUGGCUUGGUUCCGCAAGGAGAAGAUCCAAGAAAUCAGCGAUACUUUGGAAAUUUUCGAUGCUGAUGCAGUUGACGCACCCAAGUCUGAUUUUGCAGCCUUUACUCCUGCGGCUUCCGAGGAACAGAAACGCGCUCAAGAGAUGUCAAGUGCACUUGAUUGGCUUCGCAGCAACGAUGCCGACCUUGACAUUGAUGAUGAGAUGUCUCUUGCUCUUUCUGUUGCAACUUUCAAGAAGAUUGAUGCUCUAAUGCCAAAGACUGGAGAUGCUUCCGAGAAGCCCACAACUAUGGGUAGUGCUCUUGAUUGGCUCCGUUCAAAGACUGAUGUCGAUGACGAAACAGUAUCUAGCUUCAAGAAGAUCGACACUGUGCUCACACGAAGUGGUGCAUCAGAAUCGAUCGCUGCCGGAGGUUUCGGAGGUGCUUUGGACUGGCUCCGUCAGAGACAAGCAGAGAAGGCCGCCUCCGAUGUUGAUGCUGAAUCUACUGGCCGAGGUGAUCUUGCAGGCUUCGCAGGCGUUUCUGCAAUGCCAAAGAGUGACGAAGAGAAAAGAGCGGAUCAAAUGGCCAGUGCGUUGGACUGGCUCCGCAGCAACGACAUUGCCGAAGAUGUGUCGGUCGGUAGCGGAAUUGGUUCUCUUGGUAGUGGAUAUGGUUCUGUUGGUGUUUUCCAUAAGGUUGGAGGAGCUGACGAUUCUCAAGCCCCUCCUAGUGCUCUUGACUGGUUGCGUUCUCAAGCCGCAAAGAACGAUAAGGUUGGAGAUGAUGGUACUGAAGGAAUUGGCUCCAUGUCUGGUCGAUCUUUGACAGCCGAACAAAAACGUGCUAACGAGAUGACGAAUGCUCUCGACUGGUUGCGAGCGACCGAGGCUGAUGGCGCUGUUAGCAAUGAUGGUGAACAAGAGUUCAGCGCCGUCGGAGCUUUUGAACCUCUAAAUCUGGUUGGAAGUGCAGAGAACAGAUCCCGAGAGAUGGACAAUGCUAUGGCUUGGAUGAGAGAUGAUUCGCCAACUGAUGAUGACACUGGUGACAUGUCUUUAUUUGGCAUGGAAGGUGGCUUGAAACCGAUGUCAGCAGAAGAGAAGAAGGCGAUGCAAAUGAACAAUGCUUUGGAUUGGUUGCGAAGCAAUGGCGCUGACUUUGGUGAUACUGCAAUGCCAGAUUUCAGCACGACCGAUCAACUAUCUGCCGGUGUUUAUGGUCGCAGCAACGAAGAUAUCGCAUUCGAUCGAGACCGUGCAUUUGAUUGGCUUCGUGACAAAGAUCCAAAUGAGCUAUCUGCUCUGGAUGACCCUUUCGGCAUCUCUGCAAGUACUCAGUUCAAGUCUGCGGAAAUGAAGAAGUCAGAAGAAAUGAAUGAUGCACUUGCUUGGCUGAGAACAAACGGAGCAGAUUUCGGAGAUGAGAACACCCCAGACAUCUCAUUCGAUGCCUUCAAUGUUGAUAGCUUUGCUCCUGCAUCCCGAGAAGUCAGAGACAAGGACCGCGAUGAAGCUCUUAACUGGCUACGUGGAGGCUAUGCUGGUGCUGAUACCGAAGAUGCUUCUAUCGCCAAGUUUAAGCAGCUCGAUGGAAUUCUUCCAAAGAGAGAAGGGCAAACCGAAGACGCCCGUGCAAUCGAGAUGGAGAACGCUUUGAACUGGUUGAGAGGAAACGGUGUCGAUGUUGACGACGAAGAAUUUGAUUUCGAUUCGUUUGAUGCGAAGCCUCAGAAGCAUUCGGCUGCCCGUUCUCUCGAAUCGCGGUACAAUGAGCGUGAUGACGCACUCAGCUGGCUUCGUGGAGCCCAUAGAGAUAUGACGGAUGAUUCUUCUGCCUCCGUCUUCAGUAAGAUUGAUGCGGUUUUGCCAAGAAAGGAAGGGCAAACAGAAUAUGCUCGUGCUACUGAAAUGGAGAAUGCUCUGAACUGGUUGCGAGGCAACGGUGUUGAUGUCACCGAUGAUUCGAUUGGAGUUGAUGCAUUUGAUUUUGAACAACUUGGCCAGCAAUCAUCAAUCUUGAGAAGCAGCGAGGAUCGGGACAAGAUCAGAGAUGAUGCUCUAAGUUGGCUCAGAAGCGAUGGCUACGACCAGGAGGAUGAAGACUCUGCGUUCAAGAGGCUUGAUAUGAUUCUGCCGAAGAAGGACCACCAAUCGCAAGAGGACCGUGCGAAGGAAAUGGAAACUGCUUUGGACUGGCUUCAUCAUAAUGGUGUUGAUGUCUUUGACGAAGUUGGAUCGCCAUCUUUCGAAAAGCUGUCGCUUUUGCCCACUGCUGGGAAAACAAGAGAGACAUUUGAUCACAAGGACGUUGAUGUCAUGAUGAACUGGUUGCGUGGAGAUAAAGAUGAAAAUCUUGAUCCCAUCGGAGUUUUCACAAAGCUUGAUGAGUCCGUGACAAUGAAGCCAGGCCAGUCUAUGGAAAAUCGGGCAAUUGACCUGGUUAAAUCUCUCAAUUGGAUGAGAUCUAAGGGACUUCUCGAAGACUACGAAGCUGUACCUUCAAAGAAAUCCAAGAAAAGCAAGUCGAAGAAGGUGAAGGCUGUGGUUCCAUCCGAUCGUACUCCAAAGCAAAGAUCGAAAGAUCUCGAAAAGAUUUUGCAAUGGAUGCGUAAAGGAAAGGGAAAAGGUCAGAAGAAGGAAGACAAAUACGAUCCUGCCGGGGAGUACCGUAAGUUGGAUAGCAUGCUGCCAAAGAAGAAGGGCGAGACACCCGAAGAUCGUGCACUAGAAAUUGAAGGUGCUCUCGACUGGCUCCGUAGCCAAGAUGAUGCCGCCGAGGAGGUCACUGAACCGGUGGUUGAUUUCAGCAAGUUCGGAGCUGUUCCUAUCUGUAAGCGAAGUCCAGAGGAUCGUCUAAAGGAACUACAAGAUGUUAUGAACUGGGCUCGAAACAAGGGGAAAGGAAAGAAGGACAAGUAUGAUCCAAGCGGAAACUUCCGCAAGUUGGAUAAACUACUGCCCAAGAAGCGCGGGCAGACAUCUGAUGAUCGCGCAAGAGAGAUUGAAGGCUUUAUGGAUUGGAUGAGAAAUUCAGAAGUCAUGCCCGAGGAAUCUACCGAUAUUCCCGAGUUCGACAAACUUGAGUCCUUCAAUGUCUCUCGCCGUACUCCAGAGCAACGCGCAAAGGACUUGGAUGAUGUCAUGAUGUGGAUGCGCCAAAAGGGAGAUGCUGAUGAGAAAACAGAUCCUACUGGAGAUUUCCGCAAGUUGGAUUCGAUUUUGAAGGCCAAAAAAGAUCAAUCAAGUGAAGACCGUGCCAGAGAGAUUGAGGGCGCACUUGACUGGUUGCGAAACUCUGACUCCGAGGAAGCUGUGCUCGGAACUACGGAAGAUGUUGAGAAUAUUGCCAAUAUGCCAAUCUGUGUUAAAUCUCCAGAGCAAAGAAAAUCUGAUCUCGAGAACGCACUUGAUUGGGUCCACAAAGGAAAGAAGGACAAGCAUGACAGGCUAGGAGAAUUCCGUAAGAUCGAUCAGCUGCUACCAAAGAAGAAGGGACAAAAGCCUGAAGACCGAGCUCGUGAAAUCGAACAAGCACAAGAUUGGGCUCGAAGCAAGGGAGUCGAUCUAUUUGAUCCUACUGAACAAGCUCCCUUCAAGAACGCAGAGCUUGCCUCGUUUGCACGCCGAACACCAGAGCAACGAGUUAAGGAUUUGCAAGAUGUCACGAACUGGAUGCGUAAUAAGGGCAAGGAUGAUGAAAUGCUUGAUCCUACUGGCGAUUUCAGGAAGCUAGACGCUGUGUUGCCACGCAAACGUGGGCAGAAGGGAGAAGCCCGAGCAAGGAUGAUCGAAGGUGCCUUGGACUGGUGCCGCGGUCCAGCAGGUACACCCUAUGUUGGUAGUCAAGUGCCUUCAAUGGAAAAGCUACCAUUUGCUCCAGUAGCACGUUUCUCACCAGAACAGAGAUCUAAGAACCUUGAUGACGCCCUCAACUGGGUGCGUUCAAAGGGCAAGGAUGACAAGUAUGAUCCCCAUGGAGAGUUCAAGCGUGUGGAUGCUUUGCUACCUAAGAGACGAGGUCAAUCGAAGGAGGACCGUGCUCGAGAGAUCGAAGCUUCUCUUGACUGGAUGCGAAACAACGGCGUUUCUCCAACAGACGAAGAUGUAUUUGGCGCCUUCAAGAAGAUUGGAAGCAUCCAAACUUCUCGCCGCACACCUGAGCAGAGAUCAAAGGACCUUUCAGAAGCCAUGAACUGGCUCCGCAACAAAGGAGAGGAUGAUGAUACUUUCGAUCCAACUGGAGAGUUCCGCAAGUUGGACUCCAUGCUUCCGCAAAAGAAGAAGCAGUCCUUUGAAGAGCGUGCUAGAGAUUUAGAGUGCUCUCUAGACUGGGCCAGAGGAAAUUCUGUCAGUGGAGUUGAAGAGGAAGAGCUGCCUUCUCUAGAGAAGUUUGGAGCUCCUCAAUUCUCUCGACGCACUCCUGAGCAGCGUGCCAGAGAUCUCCAAGAUGCCUUGAACUGGUUACGCAAUAAGGGCAAGGAUGACGCAAAGCACGACGCUACAGGCGAAUUCCGCAGGGUUGAUCAGAUUUUGCCAAAGAAAAAGGGACAAACAAGAGAACAACGAGCUCGUGAAAUUGAGGGAGCGCUUGAUUGGAUGCGCGAUAUUGGACUAUCUCUUGAUGAUGAAGAGGCUGUAAGCACAUUCAAAAAGACCGAAUGUGCACACGUUUCUCGUCGCACGCCUGAGCAACGUGGAAAGGACCUGCAUGAUGCCCUCAACUGGAUGCGAAACAAGGGAAAUGAAGACGAUUUCUAUGAUCCAACUGGAGAAUUUCGCAAGUUGGAUGCUUUGUUGCCAGACAAGGUUGGAGUAUCUUCUGGUGAGCGUGCCCGUGAAGUUGAAGGCGCGCUUGAUUGGCUACGAAACCAUGAGGAAAGAGAUGCCAGCCUCGAUGGCGUUACUUCUAUUGCUACCCUUCUCUCUGUUCCAAUUUCUCGAAGAUCACCCGGGGAGCGUGAAGAGGAUGUCGAGAAAGCUCUCAACUGGUUGCGAAAUGGCAAGCUUCCCUCGGAUGAUCCAACAGGUAACUUCAAGAGAGUUGAUAUGCUCUUGCCUGAGAAAAAGAAGAGUGACAGUGAGAAGAAACGCGCUCAAGACAUCGAGAGUGCUCUUGACUGGAUGCGUAACAGCGGAGUUUCCCCCGCUGAUGAGCAUGCCGUGGAUGAGAUGAAGACAUUUGGUAUCGUAUCUAUCUCUCAACGAACACCUGAGCAAAGAUCGCAAGACUUGAAUGACGUUCUUACCUGGCUUCGCUCGAAGGGUGCAAAGGAUGCCGUCCUCGAUCCCACCAAACUCUUCCGCCAGAUCGACGCGUUCCUUCCAGCUCGUAAGAACCAAAGCCAAGAAGAUCGUGCCCGCGAAAUCGAAGGAGCCCUUGAUUGGAUUCGCAAUAAUGGAGUUGAGAACCGAUUGGAUGACGCACUCACUGAGUUCAGCAAGCUUGGAACUGUUCCUGUCACUCGCCGAACUCCAGAAGAGCGAAUGAAUGACGUUGACAACAUUUCCGGCUGGAUGCGCAACGGAAAGGAUUCUUCCAUGGAUCCUACCGGAGAAUUCAAGAGAAUCGAUCAAAUGCUUCCUAGGAAGAAGGGACAGAAGCCUGAAGACCGUAUUCGUGAUAUUGAGUGUGCCUUGGACUGGAUGAGAAACAAGAGCUUCACUCCAAGCGAAAUCGAUGGAUUCGAGCCAGGAUUCAGUGCAGUUGGAACCAUCCCAUUGACUCGCCGCACUCCUGAAGAACGUAAGAAGGAUUUGGAUGGCGUCAUGAACUGGAUGCGUAACGGCAAGCAAGAGAGCGAAGACCCAACUGGAGACUUCAAGCGAAUUGAUCAAAUGCUUCCAAAUAAGAAGCGUGGUCAAAGUGGUGACGAACGUGCCAGAGAGAUCGAAGGUGCACUUGACUGGAUGCGAAACAAGGGUGUCAGUCCAGUUGACCCCUCUUCUGUUCCUGGUUUCAGUCCAACUGAUGCCUCUCACUCUGUCCAACGUCGCACUCCUGAUGAGCGAAGCCAAGAACUGGAUAACAUCAUGCAGUGGAUGCGUAAGGGCAAGAAUGAUGAAGACGACCCAACUGGUGAAUUCAAGAGAAUCGACCAAAUGCUUCCCAAGAAGAAGGGUCAAAGUCCUCGCCAACGCUGCAACGAGAUUGAAAGUGCUUUGAACUGGUCACGAAACCAGGGUGCUGUUCCAGCUGAUGUAGACGAGUCUAUCCCUGCUUUUGAGAGCCUUGGUUCUGUUCCGAUCUCUUGCCGUUCACCAGAAGAAAGAGAAAAGGAUGCUGACCGUAUUCUUUCUUGGUUGAGGAGUGACAAGGAUGCUUCUUUGGAUCCAUCUGGUGACUUCAAGAGGGUUGAUCAACUUCUUCCUUCGAAAAAGAAGCAAAAGUCCAGAGACCGCGCCCGUGACCUCGAGGGUGCCUUGGACUGGAUGAGAAAUCACGGAGUGUCCCCAGAAGAUGAGGACUUCGCCGAGAAAUUCGAAAAACUUGGUUCCAUUCCCAUGACCCGCCGCACUCCUGAGGAUCGUAAGAAGGAAAUGGACGACAUCAUGAACUGGUUGCGCAAUGGAAAGUCCGACUCUGAGGAUCCAACUGGAGACUUCAGUCGUAUCGACCAAAUGUUGCCCACGAAGAAUGGACAGAAAGCUGAGGAUCGUGCUCGUGAGAUCGAAGGUGCUCUUGAUUGGUUGAGAAGCAACGCUAUUUCUUUGAGCCAAGAUGAAGACUCAGAAUCUCCCCUCGAACAGUUCUCUUUCGUUUCCAUGUCCAAGCGCUCUCCAGAGGAUCGAAAGCGUGAGGAAGACAAGAUAUAUUCUUGGCUUAGAAAUGGACAAGAUGAGUCGCUUGAUCUAACAAGUGAGUUCAAGCAAGUUGACCAAAUGCUUCCAACCAAGAAAGGACAAAGUCCCAGAGAUAGAGCUCGUGAAGUCGAAGGUGCUCUUGACUGGAUGCGUAAUAACGGAUUGGUUCCAGCUCUUGAUGAUGGUGCUGUUGGCAAAUUUAGCAAGCUCGGUUCCGUUCCAGUUUCUCGGCGCACUCCUGAAGAUCGAAGCAAGGAUAUUGACAAUGCAUUGAACUGGCUUCGAAGUGGCAAACCAGAUGCAAAGGACGAAUCCGGUGAUUUCAAGAAGAUCGACCAGAUGUUGCCCAAGAAGCAAAAGCAAGAGCCAGAGGAUCGAGCCCGUGAGAUUGAAGGUGCACUUGAUUGGAUGAGAAAUCACGGUGUUGCAGUGAACGAUGUUGAAGCAGCAGAUGGAUCUUUCAACAAAGCACCAUCCAUUCCUCUCACGAGACGCAGCCCUGAAGAAAGAAAGCAAGAUAUCGACGAUGUACACAACUGGCUUCGAAACGGAAAGAACGACUCUGAUGAUCCAACUGGCGACUUCAAGCGAAUCGAUCAGCUUCUUCCAAAAAAGAAGAAAAGCCAGAAGGCCAAGAGCCGUGCUCGGGAUGUUGAAAGCGCUCUAGACUGGAUGCGAAACCACGAUGUCUCCCCAACCGAGGAGGAUAGUGAUACUUUCGAGAAGUUGUCUUCUAUCCCCAUUUCGGUUCGAACUCCAGAAGAGAGAAAAGAGGCUCUUGAUUCUGUCAGCUCUUGGCUCCGCAACGGAAAAUCGGAUUCUGAUGACCCAACUGGAGACUUCAAGAGAAUCAACCAGCUAUUGCCAGCCAAGAAGAAUCAGCCAACUAUGGAAAGGGCACGACAGAUCGAAGGAGCACUCGACUGGAUGCGCAACCACUCGGUUGCUCCUUCUACCACCGACGAUGUUGAAUCGCCAUUCAACAAGACAUCUAGUGUGCCAAUGACUCGUCGUACCCCAGAGGAGAGGCUCAUAGACAUGGGCGACAUCAUGAACUGGUUGCGCAACGGAAGGACCGAGUCUGAGGAUCCAAGUGGAGACUUCACUCGUAUCGACCAAAUGUUGCCGAAGAAGAAUGGACAAAAGCCAGAGGAUCGCGCUCGUGAUAUCGAGGGAGCUCUUGACUGGUCAAGGAAUAAAGGAUUGCAACUUGCCGAUUAUGAUGAUAUCAUUCCUGGGUUCAGUAAGCCUGGAUUGCUUCCCAUGUCUUGCUGCACACCGGAGGAAAGAAAAAAGGAAGCUGAUUCUGCUUUGAAUUGGAUUCGCAACGGCAAGGCGUCAUCUGAUGACCCAACAGGUGCUUUUAAGAGAAUCGAUCAAAUGCUGCCACCUUCAAGUGCAAGUGAAGGCGAUGUAUCUUCGCCUUUUGAGACUAUUGCUUCGCUUCCACUCUCGCACCGCACACCAGAAGAACGUAAAGAAGAGAUUAAUGCAGUUCUCAACUGGAUGAGAAGCAAAAAGGACGAUUCUCUUGAUCCUACAGGUGAAUUCAAGAGAAUGGAUCAAGCACUGGCAUCAAAGAAGAACCAAAGCUCAAUGGAUCGUGCCAGAGAGAUCGAAGGAGCCUUGGACUGGAUGAGAAACAAGGGAGUGCAACCAAGCGAUGAUGAUGAAUUGAUCCCUGGUUUCAAUAAGCCUGGUUCUAUUCCUGUCACCCGUCGCACGCCGGAGGAACGGUUGGGAGAUGUUGAUGCUGCCAUGAACUGGUUGCGCAACGGAAAAUCUGAGUCUGACGACUCAUCUGGUGAAUUCAAGCGCAUCGACCAAUUGCUGCCAAGAAAGGGAAACCAAUCUCAAAAGGAUCGUGCACAUGAGAUUGAGCGCGCUCUUGAUUGGAUGAGAAAUAAUGACGUCGAUGCUGAUUCUAACUUCGAAGAUAUCAUGGAAUUUGGAACUACUGAAUCAUUGUCUGUCAGUCUCCGUACCCCUGAAGAGAGAUCAUCGGAUGUUAACGACAUCACUGCCUGGUUGCGCAACGGAAAGGCCGAGUCUGAUGACAGAACUGGAGACUUUACUCGUGUCGACCAGAUGUUGCCCAAGAAGAAGGGACAGAAACUUGAGGAUCGUGCUCGCGACAUUGAAGCUGCUCUUGAUUGGAUGAGAAACAAGGGCGUGGUCGUCGGUGACGAUCAAGCACCAACCGAAUUUUCGAAGAUCGGAUCAGUUCCUAUCUCUCGUCGCACACCAGAGAAGAGAAUGGAAGAUCUAGCCGACAUCAUGGCAUGGAUGCGUAACAGCAAGAGCGAAUCUGCUGACCUCAGUGGUGAAUUCAAGCGCAUCGAUCAGUUGCUUCCAAAGAAACGUGCUCAAAGUCAAGAAGACCGUGCUCGUGAUAUCGAAGGUGCCCUUGACUGGAUGCGAAACACAGGAGUCGCACCUGCUGAAGACUCUAGUGUGCCUGCUGCAAGCAUUGCCCCAGAAGGGAAGGGUGUAUCAAAGCGAACACCUGAGCAAAGGGCAAAGGAUCUUCGUGAUGUCAUGAACUGGAUACGUAAUCCUCAAGACGAAUCUUUGGACCCAACUGGUGAUUUCAGCAAAAUUGACUCGAUUCUUCCAAAGAAACGUGCUCAGUCAAAACGUGAAAGAGCUCUUGAGAUCGAAAAUGCUCUUGAUUGGGUCCGAAAUACGUCUGCUUUCCCUGGAUAUGAUUCAGAGAACGUAUCUGACUUUGCCCAGCUCGGAUCUAUCCCAGUUUCAAGACGAUCGCCCGAGGAAAGAGAAGAUGAUGUUAAUGAUAUCCUUUCUUGGAUUCGUGGUGAAAAGAGUGGCUCUUUGGACCCUACAGGAGAGUUCAAGCGCAUCGACCAAUUGUUGCCAAGGAAGAAAAAACAGACUCCCAAGAGCAGAGCUCGUGAUAUGGAAUCCGCGUUGGAUUGGAUGCGAAACAAUGGCGUUUCUUCCGAUGACGUUGACAUCGUGGAUAAGUUCAACACAAUGAGCUCAAUUCCUCUCUCACGUCGUUCUCCUGAAGAGCGGAAGAAAGAUGUUGACAACAUCUUGUCAUGGAUCCGAAGCGGGAAACCCGAGGAAGGAAGCGAAAUCGCCAUCUUCAAGAAGGUCGAUCAAAUGUUGCCCAGCAAGCAGAAGCAGUCUGCAAGGGAUAGAGCUCAAGAGAUCGAAGGUGCUCUUGAUUGGAUGCGUAACAACAACGUUGAAUUGGACAUGGAUGCGGAUGUUCCUGCAUUCCAGCAACUACAACCGAUCCCUCUUUCUCGAAGAACUCCAGAAGAGCGAAAGGAAGACGUGAACAGCGCUUUGAACUGGUUGCGAAAUGGAAAAUCUGAAGACUUGGAUCCGACAGGAGAAUUCAAUCGAAUCGAUCAGAUGUUGCCCACCAAGAAUGGACAAUCCAACGAGGAGCGCGCACGGCAAAUUGAAGGUACCGUUGAUUGGAUGAGGAAUCAAGGUAUUAAGUCAAGCGAAGACACCGAGGACCUCCCCGGAUUCGAGAAGCUUUCAUCAGUACCAAUUAGCAUGCGGACUCCUGAGGAAAGAUCUGCUGAUGUUAACAAAGCACUGAACUGGUUGCGAAAUGGCAAGCAAGAAUUAGAAGAUCCAAACGGUGACUUCAAGCAAAUUGAUCAACUGUUGCCCCAAAAGAAGCAAACAAAGGAGGAGAGAUCUAGAGAAAUUGAACGCGCCCUUGACUGGAUGCGCAACAACGGAGUUGGUCCAGAAGCCGCUCUUUCAGCCGAUGAUUUUAAUCGACUUCCAUCGAUUCCUGUCACCCGACGAACUCCAGAAGAACGAAUGAAUGACAUCGACAACAUUUCCAGCUGGAUGCGCAACGGAAAGGAUUCUUCUAUGGAUCCUACUGGAGAAUUCAAGAGAAUCGAUCAAAUGCUUCCUAAGAAGAAGGGACAGAAGUCUGAAGACCGUAUUCGUGAUAUUGAGUGUGCCUUGGACUGGAUGAGAAACAAGGGUGUUGCUCCAGAUGUCAACGAUGACUUCAAACCAGGAUUCAACAAGCUUGGAUCAGUUCCAUUGUCUCGCCGCACUCCCGAAGAACGCAAGAAGGAUUUGAAGGGCGUCAUGAACUGGAUGCGUAACGGCAAGCAAGAGAGCGAAGACCCAACUGGAGACUUCAAGCGAAUUGAUCAAAUGCUUCCAAAGAAGCGUGGUCAAAGUGGUGACGAACGUGCCAGAGAGAUCGAAGGUGCACUUGACUGGAUGCGAAACAAGGGUGUCAGUCCAGUUGACCCCUCUUCUGUUCCUGGUUUCAGUCCAACUGAUGCCUCUCACUCUGUCCAACGUCGCACUCCUGAUGAGCGAAGACAAGACCUGGAUAGCGUCAUGAAGUGGAUGCGUAAUGGCAAGAAUGGUGAAGAUGACCCAACUGGCGACUUCAAGAGAAUCGACCAGAUGCUUCCCAAGAAAAAGGGUCAAAGUCGAAAGCAGAGAGCUCAAGACAUUGAGCAUGCCUUGAAUUGGGUCAGAGACGGGCCUCAACCUGAUGAGGACAUCGACGAAUCUUUGCCGGAGUUCGAUACAUUGAAAUCCAUUCCACUUGCAACUAGAACUCCAGAGGAGAGACUGGAAGAUGUCGAUGCUCUUGUAUCUUGGCUUCGAAGUGGAAAGAAUGAACAAUUUGAUCCCACUGGAGCUUUCAAGCGUAUCGAUCAAGCAAUUCCGCAAAGAAAGAAGCAAAGCUUUGAAGACCGCGCUCGAGACCUCGAGGGUGCCUUGGAUUGGAUGAGAAAUCACGGAGUGUCCCCAGAAGAUGAGGACUUCGCUGAGAAGUUCGAAAAACUUGGCUCCAUUCCAGUGACCCGCCGCACUCCAGAGGAUCGUGAGAAGGAAGAAAACGACAUCAUGAACUGGCUGCGCAACGGAAAAGCAGAGUCCGAUGACCCAACAGGGGACUUCACUCGUAUCGACCAAAUGUUGCCCAAAAAGAAGGCACAAAAGUCCAAGGAUCGCGCUCGUGAGAUCGAAGGCGCCCUUGACUGGAUGAGAAGCAACGGAUUCUCGCCAGCUGACGAGGAUGAAACCAAAUCUCCCUUUGACACUCUUGCUUCAGUGCAAAUUUCUAAGCGAUCCCCAAAGCAACGCAUGAAUGAAGUUAAUGGUAUCAUGAACUGGAUGCGUAAUCCUCAAGAUGAAUCGUUAGACCCGACUGGAGACUUCACUAAGAUCGAUCAAAUCUUACCAAAGAAACAAGGGCAAACAAAGAAGGAUCGCGCUCGUGACAUUGAAGCUGCGGUAGACUGGAUGAGAAACAAUGAUGUCUCUGCUGAUGACGAAGAGUUUGUAGAUGAGUUCCAAAAGCUUGGAUCCAUCCCAAUGACUCGACGUACUCCUGAGGACCGUGAAAAUGAAGAGAACGAUAUCAUGAACUGGUUGCGCAACGGAAAGUCCGAAUCUGAUGAUCCAACCGGAGACUUUACUCGUAUCGACCAAAUGUUGCCCAAGAAGAAGGGACAAAAGUCCAAGAGCCGUGCUCGUGAGAUCGAAGGCGCACUUGAUUGGAUGAGAAGCAACGGCGUUUCUCCAAGUGAUGUUGAAGAAACUCCAGGAUUUGAAUCUGUUCCAUCGAUUCAGAUUUCUCGUCGUACCCCUGAGGGACGCAAGAACGAUGUGGAUGCUGUAAUGAACUGGAUGCGUACUGGAAAGUCUGACUCUGAAGAUCCAACCGGAGACUUCACCAAGAUUGACCAAAUGUUGCCACAGAAGAAGGGACAAAAGCCCGAGGAUCGCGCUCGUGAAAUCGAAAGUGCUUUGGAUUGGAUGAGAAACAAUGAUGUUUCGCCUGAUGACGAAGAGUUUGUAGAUGAGUUCCAAAAGCUUGGAUCCAUCCCAAUGACUCGUCGUACUCCUGAGGACCGUGAAAACGAAGAGAACGAUAUCAUGAACUGGUUGCGCAAUGGAAAAUCCGAAUCUGAUGAUCCAACCGGAGACUUUACUCGUAUCGACCAAAUGUUGCCCAAGAAGAAGGGACAAAAGUCCAAGAGCCGUGCUCGUGAGAUCGAAGGCGCACUUGAUUGGAUGAGAAGCAACGGCGUUUCUCCAAGUGAUGUUGAAGAAACUCCAGGAUUUGAAUCUGUUCCAUCGAUUCAGAUUUCUCGUCGUACCCCUGAGGGACGCAAGAACGAUGUGGAUGCUGUAAUGAACUGGAUGCGUACUGGAAAGUCUGACUCUGAAGAUCCAACCGGAGACUUCACCAAGAUUGACCAAAUGUUGCCACAGAAGAAGGGACAAAAGCCCGAGGAUCGCGCUCGUGAAAUCGAAAGUGCUUUGGAUUGGAUGCGAAACAAUGAUGUUUCGCCUGAUGACGAAGAGUUUGUAGAUGAGUUCCAAAAGCUUGGAUCCAUCCCAAUGACUCGCCGUACUCCUGAGGACCGUGAAAACGAAGAGAACGAUAUCAUGAACUGGUUGCGCAAUGGAAAAUCCGAAUCUGAUGAUCCAACUGGAGACUUUACUCGUAUCGACCAAAUGUUGCCCAAGAAGAAGGGACAAAAGUCCAAGAGCCGUGCUCGUGAGAUCGAAGGCGCACUUGAUUGGAUGAGAAGCAACGGCGUUUCUCCAAGUGAUGUUGAAGAAACUCCAGGAUUUGAAUCUGUUCCAUCGAUUCAGAUUUCUCGUCGUACCCCUGAGGGACGCAAGAACGAUGUGGAUGCUGUAAUGAACUGGAUGCGUACUGGAAAGUCUGACUCUGAAGAUCCAACCGGAGACUUCACCAAGAUUGACCAAAUGUUGCCACAGAAGAAGGGACAAAAGCCCGAGGAUCGCGCUCGUGAAAUCGAAAGUGCUUUGGAUUGGAUGAGAAACAAUGAUGUUUCGCCUGAUGACGAAGAGUUUGUAGAUGAGUUCCAAAAGCUUGGAUCCAUCCCAAUGACUCGUCGUACUCCUGAGGACCGUGAAAACGAAGAGAACGAUAUCAUGAACUGGUUGCGCAAUGGAAAAUCCGAAUCUGAUGAUCCAACCGGAGACUUUACUCGUAUCGACCAAAUGUUGCCCAAGAAGAAGGGACAAAAGUCCAAGAGCCGUGCUCGUGAGAUCGAAGGCGCACUUGAUUGGAUGAGAAGCAACGGCGUUUCUCCAAGUGAUGUUGAAGAAACUCCAGGAUUUGAAUCUGUUCCAUCGAUUCAGAUUUCUCGUCGUACCCCUGAGGGACGCAAGAACGAUGUUGAUGCUGUAAUGAACUGGAUGCGUACUGGAAAGUCUGACUCUGAAGAUCCAACCGGAGACUUUACCAAGAUCGAUCAAAUGUUGCCAAAGAAGAAGGGACAAAAUCCCGAGGACCGCGCUCGUGAAAUCGAAAGUGCUUUGGACUGGAUGAGAAACAAUGAUGUUUCGCCUGACGACGAAGAGUUUGUAGAUGAGUUCCAAAAGCUUGGAUCCAUCCCAAUGACUCGCCGUACUCCUGAGGACCGUGAAAAUGAAGAGAACGAUAUCAUGAACUGGUUGCGCAACGGAAAGUCCGAAUCUGAUGACCCGACCGGAGAAUUUACUCGUGUCGACCAAAUGUUGCCCAAGAAGAAGGGACAAAAGUCCAAGAGCCGUGCUCGUGAGAUCGAAGGCGCACUUGAUUGGAUGAGAAGCAACGGCGUUUCUCCAAGUGAUGUUGAAGAAGCUUACCCCGCUUUUGAUCCUCUCUCUUCGGUACAAAUUUCUAAGCGGUCCCCAAGACAACGAAUGAACGAUGUGGAUGCUGUAAUGAACUGGAUGCGUACUGGAAAGUCUGACUCUGAAGAUCCAACCGGAGACUUCACCAAGAUUGACCAAAUGUUGCCACAGAAGAAGGGACAAAAGCCCGAGGAUCGCGCUCGUGAAAUCGAAAGUGCUUUGGAUUGGAUGCGAAACAAUGAUGUUUCGCCUGAUGACGAAGAGUUUGUAGAUGAGUUCCAAAAGCUUGGAUCCAUCCCAAUGACUCGCCGUACUCCUGAGGACCGUGAAAACGAAGAGAACGAUAUCAUGAACUGGUUGCGCAAUGGAAAAUCCGAAUCUGAUGAUCCAAUCGGAGACUUUACUCGAAUCGACCAAAUGUUGCCUAAGCGGAAGGGACAAAAGUCCAAGAGCCGUGCUCGUGAGAUUGAAGGUGCUCUUGAUUGGAUGAGAAGCAACGGCGUUUCUCCAACUGACGUCGAAGAAUCACCUGAUUUUGAUUCUGUUCCAUCGAUCCAGAUUUCUCGUCGUACCCCUGAGGGACGCAAGAACGAUGUGGAUGCUGUAAUGAACUGGAUGCGUACUGGAAAGUCUGACUCUGAAGAUCCAACCGGAGACUUCACCAAGAUUGACCAAAUGUUGCCACAGAAGAAGGGACAAAAGCCCGAGGAUCGCGCUCGUGAAAUCGAAAGUGCUUUGGAUUGGAUGAGAAACAAUGAUGUUUCGCCUGAUGACGAAGAGUUUGUAGAUGAGUUCCAAAAGCUUGGAUCCAUCCCAAUGACUCGUCGUACUCCUGAGGACCGUGAAAACGAAGAGAACGAUAUCAUGAACUGGUUGCGCAACGGAAAGUCCGAAUCUGAUGAUCCAACUGGAGAAUUUACUCGUGUCGACCAAAUGUUGCCCAAGAAGAAGGGUCAAAAGUCCAAGAGCCGUGCUCGUGAGAUCGAAGGCGCUCUUGAUUGGAUGAGAAGCAACGGCGUUUCUCCAAGUGAUGUUGAAGAAGCUUACCCAGAUUUUGAUCCUCUCUCUUCGGUACAAAUUUCUAAGCGGUCCCCAAGACAACGAAUGAACGAUGUUGAUGCUGUCAUGAACUGGAUGCGUACUGGAAAGUCUGACUCUGAAGAUCCAACCGGAGACUUUACCAAGAUUGACCAAAUGUUGCCACAGAAGAAGGGACAAAAGCCCGAAGAUCGCGCUCGUGAAAUCGAAAGUGCUUUGGAUUGGAUGCGAAACAACGAUGUUUCGCCUGAUGACGAAGAGUUUGUAGAUGAGUUCCAAAAGCUUGGAUCCAUCCCAAUGACUCGCCGUACUCCUGAGGACCGUGAAAAUGAAGAGAACGAUAUCAUGAACUGGUUGCGCAAUGGAAAAUCCGAAUCUGAUGAUCCAACCGGAGACUUUACUCGUAUCGACCAAAUGUUGCCCAAGAAGAAGGGACAAAAGUCCAAGAGCCGUGCUCGUGAGAUCGAAGGCGCACUUGAUUGGAUGAGAAGCAACGGCGUUUCUCCAACAGAUGACCUCUCCUCUUCUUCUUUAGCCAAUGUACCAUCGAUCCAGAUUUCUCGUCGUACCCCUGAGGGACGCAAGAACGAUGUGGAUGCUGUAAUGAACUGGAUGCGUACUGGAAAGUCUGACUCUGAAGAUCCAACCGGAGACUUCACCAAGAUUGACCAAAUGUUGCCACAGAAGAAGGGACAAAAGCCCGAGGAUCGCGCUCGUGAAAUCGAAAGUGCUUUGGAUUGGAUGAGAAACAAUGAUGUUUCGCCUGAUGACGAAGAGUUUGUAGAUGAGUUCCAAAAGCUUGGAUCCAUCCCAAUGACUCGUCGUACUCCUGAGGACCGUGAAAACGAAGAGAACGAUAUCAUGAACUGGUUGCGCAAUGGAAAAUCCGAAUCUGAUGAUCCAACCGGAGACUUUACUCGUAUCGACCAAAUGUUGCCCAAGAAGAAGGGACAAAAGUCCAAGAGCCGUGCUCGUGAGAUCGAAGGCGCACUUGAUUGGAUGAGAAGCAACGGCGUUUCUCCAAGUGAUGUUGAAGAAACUCCAGGAUUUGAAUCUGUUCCAUCGAUUCAGAUUUCUCGUCGUACCCCUGAGGGACGCAAGAACGAUGUUGAUGCUGUAAUGAACUGGAUGCGUACUGGAAAGUCUGACUCUGAAGAUCCAACCGGAGACUUUACCAAGAUCGAUCAAAUGUUGCCAAAGAAGAAGGGACAAAAUCCCGAGGACCGCGCUCGUGAAAUCGAAAGUUCUUUGGAUUGGAUGAGAAACAAUGAUCUUUCGCCUAAUGACGAAGAGUUUGUAGAUGAGUUCCAAAAGCUUGGAUCCAUCCCAUUGACUCGCCGUACUCCAGAAGAACGUAAGGGGGAGGUUGAUGAUGUCAUGAACUGGUUGCGUAAUGGAAAAUCCGAAUCUGAUGAUCCAACUGGAGACUUUACUCGUAUCGACCAAAUAUUGCCAAAGAAGAAGGGACAAAAGUCCAAGAGCCGUGCUCGUGAGAUCGAAGGCGCUCUUGAUUGGAUGAGAAGCAACGGCGUUUCUCCAAGUGAUGUUGAAGAAUCACCCGAAUUUGAUACAGUUCCAUCGAUCCAGAUUUCUCGUCGUACCCCUGAGGGACGGAAGAACGAUGUUGAUGCUGUCAUGAACUGGAUGCGUACUGGAAAGUCUAACAAUGAGGACCCAACCGGGGACUUCAGCAAGAUCGACCAGAUUUUGCCCAAAAAGAGAGGUCAAAAUCCCGAGGACCGCGCUCGUGAAAUCGAGGGAGCUUUGGACUGGAUGAGAAACAAUGAUGUUUCUCCUGACGACGAAGAGUUUGUUGAUGAGUUCCAAAAGCUUGGAUCCAUCCCAAUGACUCGUCGUACUCCUGAGGAACGCAAGGGGGAGGUUGAUGAUGUCAUGAACUGGUUGCGCAACGGAAAAUCUGAAUCUGAUGAUCCAACUGGAGACUUUACUCGUAUCGACCAAAUUUUGCCCAAGAAGAAAUCACAAAAGCCAAAGGACCGUGCCCGUGAGAUGGAAGGUGCACUCGACUGGAUGAGGAAUAACAAUAUCUUGCCUGAGGACGUUGAACAAACCCCUGCGUUCGAAACGCUCCCAUCUGUUCCUGUUUCUAAGAGAACACCUGAAGAACGAAUGAACGAUGUCGAUGAUAUCAUGAACUGGAUGCGUAAUCCUCAAGAUGAAUCUGCUGACCCCACUGGAGAAUUUACUCGCGUUGACCAGAUGUUGCCCAAGAAGAAGGGACAAAAGCCCAAGGACCGCGCUCGUGAAAUCGAGGGAGCUUUGGACUGGAUGAGAAACAAGGGUGUCAAGCCUAGCGAAGAUGAACCCGUGUCAUCCUUUGAGAAGCUUGGAUCAGUUCCUAUUUCUCGUCGUACUCCUGAGGAACGCAAGGGAGAUGUUGAUGGUGUCAUGAACUGGUUGCGCAACGGAAAGACCGAGUCUGAGGAUCCAACUGGAGACUUUACUCGUAUUGACCAAAUGUUGCCCAAGAAGAAGGGACAAAAGCCAAAGGACCGCGCCCGUGAGAUUGAAAGUGCCCUUGACUGGAUGAGAAACAACGAUGUCUCUCCAGUUGAAGUUGAGCCCACUGAUGCAGGAUUCAAAUCUGUUCCAUCUGUUCCUGUUUCUAAGAGAACACCUGAAGAACGAAUGAACGAUGUCGAUGAUAUCAUGAACUGGAUGCGUAAUCCUCAAGAUGAAUCUGCUGACCCCACUGGAGA
Cylindrotheca closterium is the source of this 21389-nucleotide messenger RNA. The record is from the annotation of a GenBank genome assembly. Lineage: Eukaryota; Bacillariophyta; Bacillariophyceae; Bacillariales; Bacillariaceae.